AUGGGUGGCGCGCUGCUGCUCGCUCUGCUGGCGGCCGCGCGGGCCGGCGAGCCCAACACCACCGUCCUGGACUACGACGCCUCGCCCGCCUACGAGCCGCAACCCACCGAGCACGUGGAGCGCGCCCCUCUGUUCCCCACCGAUCUCUUCACCGAGGAGCAGCGCCGCUCCGGGGCCGUCUUCUUGCACGUGCUCGGCAUGGGCUAUAUGUUCGUCGCGCUCGCGAUCGUCUGCGACGAGUUCUUCGUCCCGUCGCUGGAUGUGAUCAUAGAGCGGCUCGCGAUCCGGGACGACGUGGCCGGGGCCACGUUCAUGGCGGCGGGAGGCUCAGCCCCGGAGCUGUUCACCUCCAUAAUAGGGGUGUUCGUUUCUUUCGACGACGUGGGGAUCGGGACGAUCGUCGGCUCGGCCGUGUUCAACAUCUUAUUCGUGAUCGGUGCGUGCGCGUUGUUCUCCCGCACGACGUUGACUCUGACCUGGUGGCCGCUGUUCCGCGACUGCAGCUUCUAUUCGAUCAGUUUGCUGGUGUUGAUAUACUGUUUCCGGGACAGCCUGAUCUACUGGCAGGAGGCGCUGGUGCUGUUCUCGCUGUACGGCGCGUAUGUGCUGUUCAUGCGGUGGAACCAGCCCGUAGAGCGUGCGGUCAAGAAGAUCAUCUACAAGAACAAGGUGACGCGCGUCCGCAGCACAGACCAGCUGAUGCCCACGCACCAGACCGCUGCUCAAACCUUGCACGGCAACGCCACAACAUCGAGCGAGACGUCAGUGGGUACCAACACCGCGGCCGCGGGCCCGAGCAAGCCGCCGGCCGCCAAGUUCCGCCACGGGCUGCUGCAGCUCAUGAUACACACCAUCGACCCGAUGCACGACGGUGAGUUAGGCAAAGUGGACGAAAAAGCCACCCAGCUGCACGCCAUCGCGUCGCUCAAGGUGUUGCUUGAGGCCACGAAACCGGCGGCGGGCGGGGCGGGCGCGGCGUCCGCGAGAAAUUCCGCUGCCGUGGCUAAGGAGACGCUCGACCUGCCGAACGGAGGCGUGCAGGAUGUACAUUUAGAUGCUAUAGAAGAGAUAGGGGACCUAGAAGAGGACACGACGCCCCUAGACAUGUCGUGGCCCUCCGGGUUCCGCAAGCGACUGACCUACCUGUUGGUCGCGCCCAUAGUCUUCCCAUUAUGGAUCACCCUCCCGGACACUAGGACACCGAGAGGGAAGAAUCUAUUCCCCCUAACGUUUAUAGGAUCCAUAGUCUGGAUCGCGUUUUUCUCCUACCUCAUGGUGUGGUGGGCGAACGUGGCCGGCGCGACGGCGUACGUGCCCCCCGAGGUGAUGGGGCUCACGCUGCUGGCUGCCGGGACCUCGGUGCCCGACCUGAUCACGUCGGUCAUCGUGGCCAGGAAGGGGUUUGGAGAUAUGGCGGUCUCCAGUUCUGUGGGGAGCAAUAUUUUUGAUGUCACUGUUGGGCUCCCACUGCCAUGGCUGCUGUACGGACUGAUCAACGGGCAGCCAGUGGAAGUCAACUCCAAGGGGAUGGUGUGCAGCAUCGUGCUUCUUUUCGCCAUGCUGUUGUUUGUCAUCCUGAGCAUCGCCUGCUUCAGGUGGAAAAUGAACAGAGGUCUCGGCUUCACCAUGUUCCUCCUGUACUUCGUGUUCGUGGCCGUCAGUCUCAGCCUGGAGUACGGCUACCUCCACUGUCCUAGCGAAUAAGAUUCCAGAAUCUUCUAGAACGACAGAGAACGCAGAACAAGAGAACACGAGUCACUUCAGCAUGUAGGACUUCAAAGAAGG
This is a messenger RNA of Leguminivora glycinivorella, 1785 nucleotides long. RefSeq names its product sodium/potassium/calcium exchanger Nckx30C. Lineage: Eukaryota; Metazoa; Arthropoda; Insecta; Lepidoptera; Tortricidae. Gene Ontology annotation, molecular function: calcium channel activity; calcium, potassium:sodium antiporter activity. Gene Ontology annotation, cellular component: membrane. The coding region runs from base 1 to 1704 and encodes 567 amino acids. The transcript has 8 exons. The record is from RefSeq and is a predicted model, not a curated record. Gene Ontology annotation, biological process: intracellular calcium ion homeostasis; calcium ion transmembrane transport.